This is a messenger RNA of Jatropha curcas, 2256 nucleotides long. NCBI's taxonomy places the organism in Eukaryota, Viridiplantae, Streptophyta, Magnoliopsida, Malpighiales, Euphorbiaceae. The record is from RefSeq and is a predicted model, not a curated record.
AAGGCAAGAAAGGGUUGUAAAGUACACUGGUAGCUCAUGGCAACUGGUUUCUUGCCACGCUCAUUGUUAUCUUCAUCAACACUACAAAAUGAAUUGUAUAGAUUUCCCUCACAGAGAGCCCUUCGAGUCCAUACUCCUAUCAAUUUGCAGGUCCGGUUCUCGGUGACUGCAGAGGCUUCCAAUUUAACGGAGGACAGACGGACGGCCAAUUAUCAACCAAGCAUUUGGAGUUAUGACUAUUUGCAAUCCUUGAACAAUGACCAUGUGGAAAAUUUGCUUAACUUUCACCAACACGAGGCCCGAGUAAGGCUGGUACAGAGGCAUUGGAAACUGAAGACAAAUCAAAAAACAGCUAAUGGGCAUAUGACAGAACUGCAAAAUUUCCGGCUAUCAAUUACCAACAUGCAGCCAGAGAAAUCCUCAACAAUGGAAAAUUGGAACUUAGCAUCUGCGAUUGCUAUCUAAGACUAAAAAUAGCUAGGAUAAGCUCUUCUUCUGUUAUCUAACAAUGAUAUUAUUGUCAAUUUAUAGGUAGAGACGUACAAAAAAAAGGCAACUAAGCUGGAGGCAGCGGUGAGACGCAUGAUUACGGAUGAAAAUGCUGAGCUGCUAGUUGUUCUUGACAUUAUCGAUAAUGUUCAAAGGUUAGGAUUGGGAUACCGGUUCGAGAAUGAGAUAAGGAGAGCCCUUGACAGAUUUGUGUCUUCUGGGAUAUUUGAUGCCGCGGUGAAUAAUGGCCUCCACGCUACUGCUCUUAGCUUCAGACUUCUUAGAGAACAUGGCUAUAAGGUCUCUCCAGAUGUGUUAAUGAAAUUCAAGGGUGAAAAUGGAAAUUUCAAGGAAUGCCUUGCGGAGGAUGUAAAGGCAAUUUUGGGUCUAUAUGAAGCCUCAUUUCUUGCUUUUGAAGGAGAAAAUCUGUUGGAUGAGGCUAAUAAAUUUGCAAGAUUACAUUUGAAGGGCCUCAAAGAAAAAGAAAACAUAGGCAAAGAUAUUGUUGAACAAGUGAAUCAUGAAUUAGAGCUUCCUUUGCAUCGAAGGACGCAACGGCUGGAGGCUUUGUGGAGCAUUGAAGCAUACAGUAAAAGGGACGAUGCAAAUCAAGCACUGCUCGAACUUGCUGUAAUGGAUUUCAACAUGGUUCAGUCAAUACACCAAAGGGAUCUUCGAGACAUGUCAAGGUGGUGGAGGAAUAUGGGACUUCCAAAUAAGCUGGACUUUGCUAGGGACAGAUUAACAGAAAGCUUCUUUUGGGCAACUGGAAUGGUAUUUGAACCUCAAUACAGUAAUUGCCGUAGAGCUUUGACAAAGGCGGCUAAGUUAAUAACUCUCUUGGAUGAUGUAUAUGAUGUCUAUGGCACUUUGGAUGAGUUGGAGCUGUUUACAGAUGCCGUUCAAAGAUGGGAUGUCAAUGCAAUCAAUACGCUUCCAGAUUAUAUGAAGUUAUGCUUCCUAGCUCUCUACAAUACUGUUAAUGAGAUGACUUAUGAAGCCCUUAUGGAGACAGGAGAGAACAUUCUUCCUUACCUAACAAAUGCAUGGGCUAAUUUAUUGAAAACAUUCCUACAAGAAGCAAAGUGGUUUUACAAUAAAUCUACACCAACAUUCGAGGAAUAUCUUGAAAAUGCAUGGAUGUCAGUAUCAGGACCCCUUUUAUUAGUUAGUGCCUAUUGCUUUUUGAGUAAGAAAAGUACAAAACAGGAGCUUGAAAACUUAGAAAAGAACCACAAUCUUUUACGUUGGCCCUCCAUCAUCUUUCGGCUCUGCAAUGACAUGGGCUCUUCUUCGGCCGAAUUAGAGCGAGGUGAAACUGGAAAUUCGAUUACCUACUACAUGAAUGACAAUGGUGUUACUGAGGAAGUUGCAAAGCAGCAUGUGAGGAAUUUAAUUGACGAGACAUGGAAGAAAAUGAACAAAGAAAGAAUUGAAAAUUCAAUCUUGGCAAAGCCUUUUGUUGAAACAGCUUUUAACCUUGCUCGAAUAGCCCAUUGCAUAUACCAGUAUGGAGAUGGGCAUAGUGCUCCAGAUGAAAGAUCAAAGAAACGUGUCGCAUCGGUGAUAAUCGAGCCUCUUUCACUUAAAGAUAGAUAAAACGACAUACUUUGUCUAGUACUAAUUUACAUAAAAAAAUAAAGAAAGGACAGAAGCUAGGUAUAUAUGUUUAACUAAUGUGGAAAUCAUGGUUAUGGUAUUCCAAGCCAAAAAGUCAACAUUUUUUUUCCCACUUCUUAUAGAUUAAUUGAUUGAUAAAGAACAAAA